Molecule: messenger RNA, 1050 nt
Organism: Cladophialophora psammophila CBS 110553
Lineage: Eukaryota; Fungi; Ascomycota; Eurotiomycetes; Chaetothyriales; Herpotrichiellaceae
Exons: 5
Coding region: 1-1050 (349 amino acids)
Source: RefSeq, a predicted model, not a curated record
AUGGCUGUCCGAUCUGCCUUCGACCCCAAAGACAUGGUCUUUCGUCACCUCGGCCCUACUGGGUUGAAGGUCUCGGUCUUUUCGUUGGGCGGCUGGCUCACAUACGGUGGAACCCAGAAGGGCAACAUUGUCAAAGAAUGCUUACAAGCCGCCUGGGACCAUGGAAUCAACUUCUUCGAUACUGCAGAGACCUAUGCCAAUGGACAGUCCGAGAUUGAAAUGGGCAAUGCCUUGAAGGAACUCAACUGGCCACGAGACGAGUAUGUCUUGUCCACCAAGAUCUUCUUCGGCACAGGUCGAAAAGAACCCAAUACCCGUGGCCUCUCCCGCAAGCACAUUGUCGAAGGUCUCAAAAGCUCUCUGGACCGUCUUCAACAACCAUAUGUGGAUAUCGUCCUUGCCCACCGACCUGACUAUGCGACCCCGAUGAAGGAGAUCGUCGAGGGCUUCACUCAGGUCAUCCGAAAUCUCAACCUUGCCUAUUACUGGGGAACCUCCGAAUGGUCGGCGACCCAGAUCACCGAAGCCACCUUGAUUGCAGAGAAGUACAACCUCAUUGCCCCCAUCGCCGAGCAACCACAGUACAACGCCUUCCACCGUCAACGAUUCGAGGUCGAAUAUGCCCCGCUGUACAAGGAGUACAAGUACGGCACCACCAUCUGGUCCCCGCUCGCAUCCGGUCUCUUGACGGGCAAGUACAACGACGGCAUCCCCGAAGGCUCACGGUUCGCGAACCACAAAGAUUUCUUCGGCAGCACAAUCGAGUCCCUCCAGAAGUCCGAGGGCAAGGCCAAGAUCGAAAAGGUCAAGAAGUUGACCACCAUCGCCGAGCGACUGGGCGGCAAUAUGUCGCAGCUGGCGCUGGCGUGGUGUGCAAAGAACCCCAAUGUCAGCACCGUCAUCCUCGGAGCCACCAAGGUCGAGCAGAUCGUGGACAACUGCAAAGCUCUCAAGCUGUUGGAGAAGCUGGACGACAAGACCAUGCAGGAGAUUGAGGAGAUCCUCGACAACAAGCCUGCCGAGCCAGCAACCUUUGGACGAUCGAGGUAG